GACAUGGCUCGUACUAAGCAAACUGCUCGUAAAUCCACCGGUGGGAAGGCCCCACGUAAGCAACUGGCUACCAAGGCAGCCAGGAAAAGUGCCCCAGCCACUGGCGGUGUGAAAAAACCUCAUCGUUACAGGCCUGGUACCGUUGCUCUUCGUGAGAUCAGACGUUACCAAAAAUCCACUGAACUUCUCAUCAGGAAGCUUCCUUUCCAGAGGCUUGUCCGUGAGAUCGCCCAGGACUUCAAGACCGAUCUUCGUUUCCAGAGUUCUGCCGUGAUGGCUCUUCAAGAGGCUAGCGAAGCUUACUUGGUUGGUCUUUUCGAGGAUACCAACUUGUGUGCUAUCCACGCUAAGAGAGUGACCAUCAUGCCCAAGGACAUCCAGCUUGCUCGUCGUAUUCGUGGCGAGAGGGCUUAAGUCUCUGUUGCUUUGUCAGCAUUUUAAAUGGCCCUUUUUAGGGCCGCCACAUUGUAUCCUAAGUAUUCUCUUUCGACCUUU
This is a messenger RNA of Octopus sinensis (East Asian common octopus), 495 nucleotides long. Its product is annotated as histone H3. Gene Ontology annotation, cellular component: nucleosome. The coding region runs from base 4 to 414 and encodes 136 amino acids. The record is from RefSeq and is a predicted model, not a curated record. Gene Ontology annotation, molecular function: structural constituent of chromatin; protein heterodimerization activity; DNA binding. Lineage: Eukaryota; Metazoa; Mollusca; Cephalopoda; Octopoda; Octopodidae. The transcript has a single exon.